UGCUGUUCAUUAAUUUGUGAUAAUGCAAAUUAAUAUGGCAAUUCAUACAGUUUAAAAGUAUCAACUGUAUAUUUUCUGUUUUUCAGUGCUGUUGUUAGCAGGGAAAUCUUUCGGGUAAAUUUAGGUAUGAUGCAAGGUGAAGGGGCGGUAACGCAUUUCGCGCAUUUGUGUAUGUGGAAGACAUAUUUGUUGACAUUAACUUUAUUUGCUAAUUUGCGAUAAUGUAAUUAGCUUCACAGUGUACUGAAGGUGUGAACUGAAUAUUCAUCAGCUCAGAUUCUGUAGUUGUUCUUCACAUAUGCCAGAAAUUAAAUUAACAGAAGUUAAAGAUUAUACUUUGCAGGAUGAGAAACAUCCAGUCGAGAAUCUUCUCAGUGGACGUGCCAAUGGUGGAAAAUGGCUUAUUCCUGCUUCAAGAUCAGCUUCAUCCAUGACAGCAACAUUUCAGCUAGCAAAGUGCUGCGUUAUCAGUAGUGUGCACAUUGGAAACAGUGGUUCUGCAUUUGUGUCUCUUCUGGUAUCAAGGACAGGAUGUUCUGAGUUCAAAGACCUGUUACCUUGUUGUGCUAUGAUGACGGUACAACAGAGUAGGAGUGGCCAAAAUAAAAACUGCGUUAAACUUUUUAACAAAGACGACUUCCUCGAAGCAACUAAAAAGGAAAAAUGGGACCUAUUACGUGUGGUUGUCACACAACCAUUUAAUCAGAGAAUGCAGUUUGGAGUUUGUUUUCUGCGUGUGUUCAGUUUUCAGGAAGAGGAAACUGAAAGUACGAAAGUUAAUUCAGAUUCUUUUUCCAAAUUGGAAAAAAUGAGGAGUCAAAUCAAUAGCCCUCUGAGCCCACCAAGCUCGAAGUUGGCCGGUCAACAAUUCAGUGGUUCACCUCUUACUCGUAAGGAUAAGCUCUUUCGUCUGCUGGGUCAGCAGCAUAAUAAACUCCAGGAAAACAGGAAGACAACUUUGACUAGAGCGAGGGAUGAAGAAUGUGAAGGUUUAUUUGAAGCAGUUGUACUCAGUUUUAUGGAGUCUCUAAAUCUGUGUGAUAAAGAUUUGGACAACAUUGCAUUAAUUGAUGUACAAAAGAAAAUGGAAAAGGUCCAUGGUCGAGAGUUGUCACUCGAGGAAAGACAUACUUUUUUCACCGUUGUCAAAGAUUAUGUGAUAUCAUUGAAAGAUACAAAAUCCAACGAUGCGAAGUCGCAACAUCUUGACCAAACCAUCGAAACGGAGCCGCGUUCCAAAGAGGAGUUUGUAAAACCAAAAGAACUCAUUGUCGCUGUAAAUUUACCACAACGCGACAGUGGUGCUCGAAAGAAGCUGAUUUUGGGGGUAGAAUGCAGUGCGAACAGCGGUGGAGACGGAACAGGUUCGAUGGAUACGCAAAGAGAUUACUCCACGGAUGCUAGUACGUCCAGGACAAGCUGUUAUGAUGAUCUGAGUCCUGCAGCCAGAAGAAAUCUUAUUUGUUUAGAGGAUUCUGGUCGUACACUUGAAUCCAUGCGUCAUGAAAGAAAAAGGACUGGUAAGGUAGUAGGUUGUUGCAGAUGUUUUUUGAAUACGUUAGGCCAACAGAAGCCGAUGGGACAGGUGAAGAGGAAAUUUUCAGAGAUUGAUGAUCCGAGUGAAAAUUGCCAUGCAGUAGACUGUUACGAGAUGGAUAUUACUGCUAAUUUUGAUGUUUCAGAACCACAGGAAGUCAAUCCUGAUGUAGAACGCUGUACAAGAGAAAAUUUAGUUGAAUGUCCUGUAUGUGGCGUAUACUUUGAAAGUGAUAUCAUUGAAAACCACUCUUCGGAAUGUGUCUCGUUUUCCGACAACCCCGUAACAGAGGAUUCUGUUAUACAGGAACUGACAUGUCCAUUGUGCUUAAAGAAGUUCAGCGCGGCAAUUAUAGAUGCACAUGCCAACGUUUGUGCCUCACAAAUGUUUGGAGAUUAAAAAUUAUUGGAACAAGAUGAUACCUAAAAAGAAAAGAAACAUUAAAAUAAUUAUUUUAUUCAUUUAAGUGGAACUUCAAACACAAAUAUUGUAAAAUUAGCAUCAUUACAGCAGAAAUUUCAGUUGUAUGAUGCAUUUAUCAUUUUUCAUCAUACGCAGUUGUCAUCCAUGGACAUAAGUGAGAUAUCAGGUUCUCACGGUGGCAAGUAUGAAGAUUGCUGUAUUCUGGGUUGUAGCGCUGUGUAGUCUUUUAGAACUUUGCUGCUGUUGUAAAAGGUGCUACACCCUGAUGGCGGAGGCAUCAGUAAACUUUUACCAGACUACGCGGUUCUGUAAUCCAGGAGACGGCCAAUUUCAGAAAACCUGUCUGUUGGGCCCCCUGGUUGAGCUGGUCUCAGAUGUGGACCAGGCUAGCUCAAUCAGUGGUUAUGAAAGUUUUUAGCUACAUGUAGCAGACUGUGGUUUCAUGAACAGCCAUGCAGAACAUAAGCCUCAAAAUAUAAUAUGUUGAUUGUUAUAAUGGCAGCUGUUCAAGAUGUGCAAUCAAUUGUGAACUGUAUCUUAUGUUGUUCAGAAAUAACUUGGAGAGAAACCUG
Molecule: messenger RNA, 2532 nt
Organism: Zootermopsis nevadensis
Lineage: Eukaryota; Metazoa; Arthropoda; Insecta; Blattodea; Termopsidae
Biological process (GO): single strand break repair; base-excision repair
Cellular component (GO): nucleus
Molecular function (GO): damaged DNA binding
Source: RefSeq, a predicted model, not a curated record